This is a messenger RNA of Acanthocheilonema viteae, 486 nucleotides long. Lineage: Eukaryota; Metazoa; Nematoda; Chromadorea; Rhabditida; Onchocercidae. The record is from the annotation of a GenBank genome assembly.
AUGCUCGGUGAUGUUCAAAGUUUGGAAGAAACUAAAAAGCUAACUGAUAAAGAUUUCACUUUCGAGAAGCAACAGGAACGUCUUUUAAUGAAUAAACUUGCAACAAACGGCAAAUUACCAGUGAAACCACAGAGUGCUUUUCUGCAGAAGAAAUUACAGCAGCAAAGAAAAUUUUUUGAUUCUGGUGACUAUGCAAUGAAUAAACAAAAAACGAAUAAUACAUCAGCGAACUUGUCAUCUCCCAAUUUACAGAACAUUGUGCAUAGAACUGCUUCAGGUUCUUCAUUUACGCAGGAAGAAGUGGAUAUACCACUUAAAAUUGAUAUUUCACCGACAAUAAGGGAUGAAUCAUUACUAAUUCCUCGCCCAGACACGGUUCCACAGCGUAAAUCGUCGAUCAUUUAUCCAUCUGUACAUAGUAAAUUAAGCCCACAACCAUAUGUUCAUCACUCAACGCACGAUAGCGAUCCUCUUCCAGGACCCUAA